AUGAAACACCCAGUAGAGACCGACUCUGAGAAAGAUGAAGAAGAAGAGCAAGAACAAAGGAAUGUUAUAAAUAGGUACUCAAAAACGAAAAAAACUGCAGUAAUCAAAAAGAAAGAAACUGUUAGCAAACGUAAAGAGGAAAUAAUCAAAAAGAUAAAAACUGAAAAUAACUUGGUUAUUGAUAUUAAUAAAAGCCUAAAACAUAAAGAAAUUUCUGAAAUAGCGAAGACAAUUAGUACCACCCGGCAAGUUCAGAAAGUUGAAGAGAGGAGAAAUAAACUUCUUAGAUUUGUUCAAGACGAACUGCUUCACGCGACUUCUCUUGAAGAAAUAAAAGCUGCAGAACAAGUUUUUGCCCCUCUAAAACCCACCCUUGCUGCUGUUAGAACUAAGCAGACUAAUUUCCGCCCUCUUCUUCCAAUAUGCCACACAAAAAAAAUAUUAAUCCCCAAAUGCGUCAAUUUUUACCCAAAGGAAAAAGAAAAAAUAAGAAAAACCUCAAAAAGCCUUCAGCUGAGGAGGCAGACCUUUUAG
Messenger RNA from Brassicogethes aeneus, 534 nucleotides. NCBI's taxonomy places the organism in Eukaryota, Metazoa, Arthropoda, Insecta, Coleoptera, Nitidulidae. The record is from the annotation of a GenBank genome assembly.